This is a messenger RNA of Oikopleura dioica, 2475 nucleotides long. The record is from the annotation of a GenBank genome assembly. Lineage: Eukaryota; Metazoa; Chordata; Appendicularia; Copelata; Oikopleuridae.
AUGAAAACUAGGUCCAAGACCGCUUCCGAACGCCUGCGUGCGAAUUCUACCGUGGAAGAAGCAACUGCUGAAGCCGUUGCCGACUCCCCACUACGACCAGCUGCUGGAUCCGAGCAAUCGCAAGACCUUGAAAUCGCGGCCCAGCAUGUUGCUUCCGCGGCUGCCGAUACAAGCGACGCGCUCUCAUCGGUUAUCGAGGCUGGGCAAUCAAUUCUGCUCGACGAAUCGAUGGACAGCUUCCACAAUCCACCACCUCGACGAAGCUCCUCUCUUCGCGAUCCUGCUCCCUUCAACGCCUCUUCUGGCAACACCACUGGACCCAACAGCUCGUCCUCCUCCGCCGAAAAGACCGUCACCCUCCCACAUGUGCGAAACCAAUGGGUUAACGAAGGCUCCACUCUCGUCGAAGAACCCGUUGCUCGCCCAAACGACAACACUACCAGCGCCGUCCCCACCAGCGACUGCUCCUGCGAAGAAAAGUCGCCCAAGCUUCCCCAGAAGCGCAACUGGGAAAUGGAUGGAUCGACUGAUCCUGAGAAUCGCCCCCGAAAGCGAUUCCAAGACGGCCGCGCUCCUCCCACCAGCUCCAGCGACGACAGUGUCAACGACACCGAUUAUCUGCUCGUAAUGGGCGCUCCAGGUGCUGCUGAAAAAGCCCAAGAAAAGGCCAAGAGACGUGCUACUGCUGCUGCUCACGCUCGAGCUUUGGAGAUUGUCGAAUCUUCCUACCGAGCGUUGGCUCCUUCCGACGGCGACUCCUCUCAACCCGACAGCGACGAUUUCGAUGGCGUGCUCAACAAGAGCGAGCCCCGUCGAGUUGUUGUCAACACGAGCGAGGAGAACGACACACCCAACAACUCUCCUGACAGCGACGGCAGCGAGGAGCCCAUGCGCACCACCAACUUUGACCCCUUUGCAAACAGGGGCGAAAGAGGGCUGGACUUGCGAUGGCUCAACAAGCACGAUCGCGUUGUCGUCCGCCAGCCUCACCGAAGACCUUCCGAAGACGCUUCCGGCUCGGACAACGUGUCAAUGGAGGUCCACACGUCCGAGUGGAGCGACUCUUCUGCUGCUGGAGCCUUCCUUGGACAUCCCACCUCCUCCUCCUCCUCCUCCUCCUCGCCCCCGUCUGACAGCAACAGCACCCCCAACGCCAGCACCGUUGCCAACGUUGGCACCGUUCUCGCCGAUGUCAUCGAGGAAAUGGCCGAAUCGAUCAUGGACAUUUCGGAUCUGUCAACCUUGACAGAUCCCGAGACUCCCACCAACGCUCAGCCCCCACUCGGAAAUGGGCUCUCACCCGCGAUGAUGGCUGGCGCUCUUACCGGCCUUUGCGACAACGGAUUUAUCCGUAAUAUGUCGCCAAAAAAAUCGGCUCCGCUCGCUUCUCGAUCAAAGGGCCCGCUUAGCCCUGUUGAAGUGGUCUUGGUUCGCCAGAUGGAUUCCUCGUCGUCUGGCUACAGCUCUGGCUCAAAGAGCGGCGAAGAAGAGCGAGAGCUGAUGGACGUGGACCCGAUUCUCGCGAUCAAGGAGCGAGCUCUUCUUGGCGGCGAAAGCUCAAGCUCCUCCGACGAGCCCACCACCAGCAGUUACAACACCAGCUCCUCCUUCCCAACUGGCUCUUCUUUUGAGCCCAGCUCAAUCAGCGGCAACUCCAACUGCAACUCUUCCUCCAACGGCAACUCCUCUUCUAGCGGCAACUCCUCCUCCAACGGCAACUCCUCCUCUUCCAACGGCAACACCUCCACCAGCGGCAACUCCUCCUCAAACGGCAACUCCUCCUCAAACGGCAACUACUCUCCCAACGGCACCGGCAACGCCUUCAAAGGUUCCAUCGUCACCGUCUUUGACGAAGUCGAUGUUGGCGCCGACCUUGGCGAAACAACCAUCGUCGCGCCAGCCACGCCUGCUAACCGAUCUGUCGUCACCGUACCUGGCGGCAGCGUCGCUGCUCCCGACGAGAGCGUUUUUGUUGGCGGCGCCGACGUAAGCGGCAUUUCUGGCGUCGAGCCCCUCAACGCCACCGGCACCGGCCCUUCUCCCAACGCCACCGUCCUCAACGGCAGCGGCAACGGCGCCAACGGCAACUCCACCAACGGCAACUCCACCAACGGCAACGGCACCUACACCGAGCUCCGAUCCGGCGAGAACGGUCAGAUUGGCGAGCAGGGCAACAUUGUCCUUCGGGCGUACCGACGGGAUGGAACUUUGGGCCGGCCAACCGACUUCAACACCCCGCGAAUCUUUCGCAUUGAAAGCUUUGUCGAGCCGCCACACAAAGCUCCGGCCGACGCGACCCCCUUCAAAAAGCAGCUGGUCUCCCUCAAGAACAACCUCGCCGAGAUCUACCUCAACCACGACAACUUCCGCGAGGAAUUGGCGAAUGGAGAAGUUGGGGCGCUGAUCCUCGUCAAAGACGAAAAUGGGCGUGUGACCGCGUUCAAGAAUAACAUUGUCUUGCAGCGACGAAAUUAA